AGGAACCAUCGGUGCAUCCGCGCAAACAUCGGUGUUUCUACCUUCACUUUCGUUUCCGGCGAGACAUUUUACAUCAUGGACAAUUCUGGAAAUAACCGCUACGAGCUGUUGUUCAUGGACGACGAUGAUUCUUCCGCGCCUGCCCAACCACAGAUUCCCGCCGUAAUCGCGCCGACCAAGAAACCGGAACCGGCAAAAGCCCCGAAGAGCAAGCAGGAAAAGGAAAAUAAGCCGGUUGUGACGGCCCGUAAGGCCAACAAUCCUGCGGCGAAGAACUCAAGUCCUGUGAAAGGAGGCAAAGUAACGGCUGGCGGAGAUGUGAGCCGUCAAAGGAACGCAACCACAAAUGGAGUCGGUAACCAGGGCAGGACCUACAACAACAACCAGCGCUACGGAAACAAGGAAUCAACCGGAGAAUUCGGAAACGAGCUGCCGCAGCGUCAGUUCAACAAUCGUGAUAACAGGGGUCCACCACGCGCCCGUACCGGCGAGAAAUUUGGAAAGCGCGAGUUCGAUCGCCAAUCUGGAUCCGAUAAAACCGGCGUCAAGUCAAUUGACAAGCGCGAAGGCGGCGGUGCCCAUAACUGGGGAUCCCCGAAGCAGGACAUUGAAGACUUAAAGACUGGAGAGUCGUCACCGCAGGCGGAAAAAGAGGACUCGGCCAAUGAACAGUCGGCUGAUCCCGCGAUCCCCGCUGAGGAGGAUGAAUCCAAACAGAUGACCCUAGAUGAGUGGAAGGCUCUUAGGGAUCAACGUGCCAAGCCCAACUACAACUUGCGUAAGGCUGGUGAAGGUGCUGCUGACAACGCCGAGUGGAAGAAAAUGGUGGUCUUGAGCAAGAAAAAGGAGAGCAACAGCGAGGACGAAUUGGAGUACGAUCCUUCGCUGUAUCCUCAGCGAGUGGGCCGCCUUCAGCGCAUCGUAGACAUCCAGUUCAACUUCAAUGAUGGACGCAAGGGUGGUUUCCGCAAGGGACCUCGCCCAGGAGCUGGUCCUCGUGGCGAAGGAUUCCGUGAGGGUGGCUACCGCAAUGACGGACCGCGUGGAGAAGGUGGAUAUCGCAACGAUGGACCUCGCGGAGAGGGUAACCGCAAUGAAGGACCUCGUGGGGAAGGCUAUCGCAACGAGGGGCCUCGUGCCGAAGGCUUCCGCAACGACGCUCCUCGCGGUGAGGGAUUCCGUGGCCCGCGUUUUAAUAACGGAGCCAGCAAUGGAUAUGAAAAUAGACAGGAAAACAACAGAUUCGGGGAGAAACGCCGCUCCGCCCAGAAGCCCUUGAAGGUAGACGAUGAAGCUCAAUUUCCUACUCUGUGCUAGGAGCUGAGAACAACAAUAAGGUUUAACAAUUUCACGUAUUACAUAAUUAGUAAGCUGCUCCUUUGGUUAACGAAUAACCAUUAGAUUUUCGGGCGUAAUCUAUGAAGCUUGACGACCGAUUAACAAACAGAAACAAAUCAGCCACGCUUAUCCAUAUUCCUUAGUUGUAAACAAAAAUUUUUGAUUUUUUCACUCUCAUCAUUUACGCAUUUAAAAUAACUAUUACAAAUAGUUGGAAUGUUGAAAUAAAUUUACUUCAUUUAUAAACCAA
This is a messenger RNA of Drosophila eugracilis, 1588 nucleotides long. RefSeq names its product translation initiation factor IF-2 (gene vig2). The transcript is spliced from 3 exons. The coding region runs from base 76 to 1317 and encodes 413 amino acids. NCBI's taxonomy places the organism in Eukaryota, Metazoa, Arthropoda, Insecta, Diptera, Drosophilidae. Gene Ontology annotation, molecular function: RNA binding. Gene Ontology annotation, cellular component: nucleus; cytoplasm. The record is from RefSeq and is a predicted model, not a curated record.